Molecule: messenger RNA, 3384 nt
Organism: Cutaneotrichosporon cavernicola
Lineage: Eukaryota; Fungi; Basidiomycota; Tremellomycetes; Trichosporonales; Trichosporonaceae
Gene: CHO2
Exons: 6
Coding region: 1-3384 (1127 amino acids)
Biological process (GO): phosphatidylcholine biosynthetic process
Molecular function (GO): phosphatidylethanolamine N-methyltransferase activity
Source: RefSeq, a predicted model, not a curated record
AUGACCACGCUCGACAACCCGGGCGCGGUCAACGCUACUUCUGUGCCACCGGAAGCGUCUAUUCCCAGCGUUUCCGGUGCCACAACGGCCGUUCCUCCGGCUGGUGCUCAAUCACCCGCCACUACCCUGCGCCAGCGCAAGCUUCCCGAUGUCGACUACGCUGCCGACGACGAGAGUGGUGAUGAUGACCAGGGCAAGGACAAGCCCGAGGUCACCUGGGGCAAGACCCCCAGCGGUGUCGUCUUCCGUGUGCCUCAGACCCACUCUUGGGUGACGACCAUGCUCAACACCUUCCACCGCUCGUCCCUCACUCGAUGGACCGCCUUCUCGCUCAUUUCGCAGCCUCUCCUUUUCUUCCUUCUUCGCAACUGGCCCACGACUCGCUCCGUCUUCUUCCUCAUCUACUUUGCAUUCUGGCGUGCAGCCUACGACUUUGGCUUUGCCUGGCUUUUGCGCAAGCAGAGCGAGGAAAAGUACAUCAUCCGCACCCUCCGCCGCUGGGGCUGGCUUGACGUCAAGUCGGAAUCGGGCGGCGAGGAGGGCCGAGAGUGGGCCAAGUGGUGGAAGAAUGAGCUCGAGAUGAAGAUGGGCGAGGGUUACUCGUGGGAAGCGCUCCCUGCCGAAUACAACUCGUGGCUAAUCUUCCGUCAGCUCGUUGACAUCGUCCUCCUCAAUGACUUUGUCGCCUACUCGCUCUUCGCUUGGGCCAACCUCACCUUCCCGGCUGGCCAGGGCAUCAUUACCCAUGUCGCGCGCUGGAUCCUCGGCUGGUCGCUCAUCGUGUUCAACCUCUGGGUCAAGAUGGAUGCCCACCGCGUCGUCAAGGACUACGCGUGGUACUGGGGAGAUGCCUUCUGGCUCAUGGUCAUGCAGCACGACCUCGUCUUCGACGGUGUCUACGAGAUUGCGCCCCACCCAAUGUACUCGGUUGGUUACGCCGGCUACUACGGUCUUUCGAUCGUAGUCGGAUCGUACACAGUUCUCUUCGUAUCGCUUGCGGCGCAUGCCGCUCAGUUUGCCUUCCUCCUUUGGUUUGAGAACCCACACAUCGACCGCACCUACGGCGGCGCCAAGAAGCCCCUCGCCGCCCGUAUCCCUUUCGACCUGAAGACGCCCUCCUCGAUUGCGAGUGGCGACGCCCUUGACAUGGCGACUCCGGCGGCUACUGAGGGCGAGACUGAAACUGAGCCCGAAGUUGUCGAUCUGCCCGAGCAACAGGAGCCGCCCGUCAAGCUCCGCUCACCCUCGGCAACCGUCAGCGAGUCUGCCGCGUCCGGCCGCCCAAAGCGUUCUCGUGCCAUGUCGACGAGCAUGCAUGAUCUCACGCACCGCUUCUUCCGAAAGCCGGUCAUCAUUCUCUCCCGCAUUGACCCGUUCCGCGCGACUGACUUUGCACUCGUCCUACUGAUCGCCUAUGCCGUCUUCUCGCUCAUUCCUGCGCUUCCCAAGUCGGUCGGACUCGCCGCCCACUUCCUCCACGCUUUGGCCUGGCGCUUUUUCCACUCGUACGGUCUUGGUCUUGUCCUUCGCGCUCAGUCCAAGACUAAGUGGCUCGUUCGCCACUACCUCAAAAGCUACCCAUACCCGAACGACAACGACGACCUCCUCGACAACGGCUCGGAUGGCUCGGACGCCGACCAGAACGUCGUUCGCCGUGCCACCGAGGAGGCGUUCCAGAACUGGCAGGUGGCCUACAACAUUUCGCUUGUCUUGACGUACAUCUCGUUCAUCGGCCUCGCUUGGAAGACUUACCAUCUUCCCUCAGACUGGACCGUCUCUGGUACCAUGCUCCGACAUGUGCUGGGUGGUGCCCUCAUCGCGCUCCAUCUCUGGUCCGCCGUCUCCACCGUCGAGGAUCUGGGCGAGUUUGGUUGGUUCUACUCGGACUUCUUCCUCAUUGAGCAGGUCCCUGCUCGUCUUGCGUACCACGGCAUCUAUCGCUUCCUCAACAACCCCGAACGCACGCUCGGUGGCGCUGCGUUCCUCGGCCUUGCCCUCAUCUCCAACUCGAAGCUCGUGUUCUUCCUCGCGAUAUUCUCCCACCUGUCGCACUGGUGGUUCCUUAGCUUCGUUGAGCAGCCACACAUGAAGAAGCUCUACGGCGACCGUCUCCGCAAGGACGGCGGCCUCACCAAGACAGUGAAGACGAUGGCUGGUAAGCGCCUGGCGAACAAGGCCGCGAUCCCAGAGAUCAAGCGCUACGUUGACGAGGUUCGCGACUCUAUCGAGAAGGUUGAGGCGAAGAUCAAUACGGUUGUCGAGGACCUUAUCGAGCAUGCACGCCCGCGCUGGUCCGAGUUUGCCAACGACACAAAGAAUUUUGUCAUGCAUGCACGCGAGAAGACACACUUCACCCGCGUCGCCAAGGACAUGUCUGCGUACGACAGGUCCCAGUAUUCGAUCAACAUUGCUUCGUCGUCGUCGGCCUCAUCCGUUCCUCGUUUCCACGUCGGGCAGCCGAUUCGAGUCUCGUGGACUGCCCCCUCCAACCACUCGCGCAAGGACUGGAUCGGCAUUUACCGCCUGGGCUCGUGCAAGGGUGACCUUGUCACGCGUAUCUCUAGCGUGGGCAAGUGGGUGCCCAUCUUCGAGGAGGAGUACGAGGGCGAGGAGCAGUGCACACCCUCCCAUCCCGUCUGCGAGGGUGAUGCUGGUAUUGUCACCUUCAAGGGCAAGCGACUGCCCUGGGCGCCUGGACAGUACGAGCUGCGCUAUCACCACGACGGAAAGCACAACGUCAUGGACACGAUCGCGCCCAUCGAGAUAUACGUCUCAAAGCCGAGCGAUCUCCACAACUACCGUGCGGUACACGACGCCGUGCUCAACCUUGUUGUCCUAGCUCUUGAGGCCAAUGUCUCGCUUGUUCCCCGCUCAGCACAUGCGCGUGCCGAGUCGAUGAGCCGCUCGCCGAUGGCGGGCAAGCGCGGCCUCGGUUCGCCGCCGGCCAUCGUCGCCCCCCUCUCGCCCAAGGCGGCGUCCAAGGUCCCAGCCGGCUCCCCACCUGGCACCGCAUCUGCAACCCAGACGUCCUUCUCCCUCGACACCACGGGAGCUGCUCUGGCGGUCGAUACUAGCCUGGGCCUUGACGUCGAUCCACAGAUAGCGACACCAACGACAGAGCUCGCCAUAGAGCUGAGCGCCGAGAUGGACCACCAGCCAGCCCCCGACGAUCCGCUUGACGAAAUGCUACAGGACGCUGACGACUUUGUCAUCAUGGACGAAGUACAAGCGAAACGCAUCUCGGGUUUGCUCAAGCAGGCGUUUGGUGUCGACUUGAGCACCGCUGUCGUGAUUGCGGACGCCAACGUAGGCGCGUUGGCCAAGCGAGUCAUGGGCUCGCGACAUCUCGUCGACGGCAUGCAACCGUUAGUGGAAACCGAGUGA